This is a messenger RNA of Prorocentrum cordatum, 774 nucleotides long. Lineage: Eukaryota; Dinophyceae; Prorocentrales; Prorocentraceae. The record is from the annotation of a GenBank genome assembly.
GCGCCCCUGGCGCACCAGCAGAUUCUGGGCAGGGCAGGUCCGGACCUGGCCACCGAGACGACCGGGGUGCUCUGCCCGCGGCCGACGCCCGCCGGGCCCGCGCCGCCCGAUGCCACGCCCGCCUCGCGCGCCGGCAGGAGCAGCGAGCCGCCGGGGCGGAGGGCGCGCGGGGACCUGCACGCGGCGUGCCAGAAGAUCAUCGGGGGGAACCGGCAGGAGAACGGGGCGAUGUACAGCGACCCGCAGUGGGUGGGCGGCGGCUACAGGUGCUCGGUGCGCGUGCCGAAGCUGCCGGACGGCUGGGGGGAGCGGGCGUGGGCGGGGCGCGCGUGCGAGACGGAGCAGGACUCGAAGCACAGUGCGGCGCAGGUUGCCCUGCACGACAUACUCUCCCACGGUCCCUUCCUGGCAAAGUACACGGCGCCGCCGAAGCGGUUUGCACCUCUCGAUCCGUCCAUCUCUGUGAAGGACCACUUGCACAGUACAUGCUUGAGGGUGCACAGGCUAACACCAGAGAAGGAUGGGGAGGUGAAAUAUGACACGCAGCGGGUGGGCGAGAUGUACGUGUCCACUGUCCGAAUGCCAAGACUCCCAGACGGCUUUGGAGAGCAGGAAUGGAUUGGUGACGAGUGCGCGACGGAAACCGACGCGAAAAAGAGCGUAGCGUGGAUUGCCCUGCACGCCAUAUUUGCGGAUGAACGCCUGAUGGCAAGGCACAACGCGCCGCCAGCGCGCGUGACCAAGCAGGCGAGGAAGCGUGAGAACAAGACGUGA